AUGGCCUUCUUCCAUCUCCUCCUCAAGUGUUACGAGCUCGGCACCUGUUCUCAGAUCCGGGACUCGCGGGCGUUCUCCUUGCCCCGUCGUGUCCUCUGCGCCUUCGACCUGUUGAUCAACCUGCGUCUAUUCGGGCUAGGAGCGCAGCUCGAGACGCCGAUCGAAGCUCGAGGUUCCCGCUCCUCUCGUGCUCGGCCAGAGCGCCAUCUCUCCCAUCUGUACCGCCUCGUCCCGCCCAGCCGUCUAGACGCAGUAAUCGGGCACGCCUUCGACGCCUGGCUCGGGUACGCCAUCGCCAGUCUUGUGAUCAGCGCGAUUCGCUUCGCGUGCGGCGCCGUGCAGUCUUCCGGCCCCUACGACGUCUGGUCGCUUCAAGGCGGCGCCGGCGCGCUGGGCCACGAAAGCGUGUUCAUGCCCGAUGGCGAGGCGAUGACGGCGCACAAUGGCUGGGGCCCGCUCAUGGUCUUUUGUGCGCGUAGCUUUCUCAUCCCCUUUUUGGCGGUGCAGCUGCUCACGGCCAUCUACCAUUUGUGUGCUACGUUCUUCGUGGCCACGAGGCUGUGGAGCGUCGAGGGUUGGGCCAUCGAUCUGUUCUCCAACCCCGGGGCUGCGGACUCGUUACUCAAUUUCUGGAGUCGGCGGUGGCAUCAGGUUCUAAGACACGACUUUCUCAUCCUCGCGUCGCUCUUUGAGCCCUUUGUGCCCUCCCUCUUCCGCGUGUGCUUGCCCUUUGGUGCCUCGGCCAUCCUGCACGCUCUGAUGGGGUUGAACUCUACGAGUCCCCCCGAUCCCGCGAAACAGCUUACCUUUUUUGCGAUCCACGGCCUGGGCUUUCUCAUCGAGCUGAGCUACAACCGCAUCAAGGGGAAGCGCGUUCACGGGUUCUGGGGCCGGAUCUGGUUCCUCACCAUCAUGGGACUGACUGCGAAUGUGUCUGGCGGCGCAUGGACGGAUGCGGGCUGGGGCGUCAUUGUGGAUUGGAUCUUCCCCCCGGGAGGCACAGGGGACAAGGUCGUCCUCAGAGGUGUGGAGUAUGCGAGGCGGUAUAUCCACAAUUGGAGGAUGAAGCGUGUGUGA
Trichosporon asahii var. asahii CBS 2479 is the source of this 1077-nucleotide messenger RNA. RefSeq lists its product as uncharacterized. Bases 1 to 1077 code for a protein of 358 amino acids. Gene Ontology annotation, biological process: lipid metabolic process. NCBI's taxonomy places the organism in Eukaryota, Fungi, Basidiomycota, Tremellomycetes, Trichosporonales, Trichosporonaceae. The transcript is spliced from 2 exons. The record is from RefSeq and is a predicted model, not a curated record.